Messenger RNA from Cyprinus carpio (common carp), 1116 nucleotides. Its product is annotated as EKC/KEOPS complex subunit LAGE3. Gene Ontology annotation, cellular component: EKC/KEOPS complex. NCBI's taxonomy places the organism in Eukaryota, Metazoa, Chordata, Actinopteri, Cypriniformes, Cyprinidae. The record is from RefSeq and is a predicted model, not a curated record.
UUGUCGAAUGUUAUUUUUUGAAAAUAAGGGUACGUUUAAUCAACACAUGACGAAAAUGCCGCUUUCAAACCGAAGCUCAACAAAAUAUGUCAACAUGGCGGCUUGCGUGAGCGAAAACGAUUCAGAUAAAAAACUGGAAUUCUUUUUAAAGGUACCUUUCCCAUCUGAGAGAGAGGCAGCUAUCGCCCUGCAGUCUUUAUCUCCUGAUCCCGAGCCCAGGAAAGGAGGAAUCACUAAAAACCUGGAUGUUACAGGACACACACUGUCUGUGAGAUGGACUGCGGAUGAAGCUCGUAUUCUUCGUGUUUCUGUGAGUUCAUUCUUGGACCAUUUGUCUCUAGUGAUGGAAACUCUGGAUGCAUUUGGACCACCUGUUUCACAAUGAGACAAAUACAAGCAGAAGAGCAGAAAUGUGGACGCAGAUGAUGUUUGCACUAUGUUAGGAGGAUGUCCGAGAGAAACAUCUGCUGCAGUGUGUUUAGUAUGGACUGCCAAGGCUUAAAAAGCAUAAUUAAUGUGCUUUUGCUCAUGUCUUAAGACAAUUGUUUUGAGUUGUGUUGUUGAAAUAUUUCACCCAAAAAUAAAAUUUACUAAAAAAUUACUCGCCCUCAGACUAUACAAGAUGCAGAGUUUGUUUCUUCAUCAGAACAGAUUCGGAGAAAUGUAGCAUUACCUCUCUUGCUGACCAAUGGAUCCUCUGCAGUGAAUAGGUGCCGUCAGGAUAUUUUCCAUAUUAUGGCCAUAAAUGAAGGUUUAAAGUUUAAAACCCCUUAAUGAUCAAUUUGUUUCUUACAAACAUGCAGGUUUUCACUUCACAAAUCGUUAAUUGUUGGAUUGGAAUCGUGUGGAUUUCUGAAAUGUUUUUAUCAGCUGUUUGGACUCUCAUUCUGACGGCACCCAUUCACUGCAGAGUAUCCAUUGAUGAGCAAGUGAUGUAAUGCUAAAUUUCUCCAAAUCUGUUCUGAUGAAGAAACAAACUCAUCUAUAUCUUGGAUGACCUGAGGUCAAGUAAAGUUUAAGCUAAUUUUUAGUUCUUUGUUGAACUAUUGCUUUAAAGUUGUAACAGAAGCCAAAACAAACGAGUUUUGUCCUUUGAAUAAAGAUUUAUUAAUGCAG